AUGGAAAAGUCGGACACUUGUGCCUGCACCCCAGAGGAAUUACUGGACAUCAUCACGUUCCCCUGCGGGGGCCUCACCAUGUUACCCGACACAGCUUGUGACCACGUGCACCCAAACAUUAUAAUCAGCGAAGAAGGCAUUGCCCGGAAUAUCUCCGUGUUGAGGAGACUGAAGGUAACGCAUGUGCUGAAUGCUGCGCACGGUCCUCAAGAGUUCCAGGUGAACACAGACCCUGCCACCUACACCAAAGCCAGGAUUAAGUUUCUUGGAGUGGACGCCAUGGACUUUCAGAAUUUCCAGCUGGCGCCGUUCUUUGAAGAAGCGGCGGAAUUUAUAUCUGACGCUGUAAAAAGUGGCGGUCAGGUACUGGUACACUGCCGUCAAGGGAUUAGUCGGUCAGCCACUUUGGUCCUAGCCUACCUCAUGCUGAAGGAGGGCAUGCGCGCCAGGGAUGCUGUCAGGGCCGUGCGGGACAAAAGGAACAUAUGCCCUAACGACGGCUUCUUGCAGCAGAUCUGCGACCUUGACCAACAGCUAUUACAAAAGGGACAUUUCAACAACCUACCUGAUCUGGCAGAGGGAAAAUCAAACGCCAAUAUCGAAGUGGAAAACAAAGGUGGACAAGGUCAAUGAAGGUCGUAACGAUCUCCAGGGAGUGUGGAAUUUCUGUGUGCUAACCAUUAUAUUCAACGUGAUCUUUCUCAGGGGUUAAAAAUGUUACUAACUGAGAGUGAAACCUAUACGUGAUUUGCAUUUUUCCAAAGAAAGACACCAACAGUAAAAGGAAGACCAUCUCAGAACUGUUCCAGUAAAAGUGUCGAAUUUCUGGUAUGUAUUUAAUGUAUGCCUGGAAGUAGACAGCAAAAAUGGACGUCCCGGACGAAUAAUCGCAAGUCCAAUUCCACAAAGAGACGCUUAGAAUAUCAGACAACUAAGAAGUUAUAUAAAGUUCGAAAUUAGGACGGAAACGUUCAAAGAAAAGUUUUGCAAAGACCAGUUCGGUGUGCGAUGAUACAAAUCUAGCGGGCUAAACCUUGUAACUGGAAGGUUAGACCAGUGCGUGUAUAUAGUCACCAAAAACAAGUAUACGUGUACAUAUUUAUACUCAUUAUGUCCACGUCUUGACCUUGGUAAUGUAACGAAUGUUUCUGCUGUAUAUGUGUCUGUAAAUUGGCGUGAAAUAUUUUCUAGACUUCUACAGUUUAUAUAAUGGGAACUCACCAAAGAAACGGAUUUCAAAGAGACUCAUCUGCAUGAGUUGAAGUGAUGUGCCAGUAAAUAAAACGUUAGAUUAGCUCUUCGGCAAGUCUCUUCAGUGGGAACUUAUUAUUUUUGUUUCUUAUUUUAUUUUGUAACGUCUUUUCUAAUAAUUGUAAUAAUAUCUUUUUUGCAAAAUAACAAAACACAGUCUUCUAUAUUCAGUGAUGUAUUGUAAACAAAAAAUCUGUUUAGAAUUAUGGUGCAACAGGUCUGAAAAUAACUUUUGAGUCGUGGGCAGCAAGCUACAAAACCCAUUUAGUCCAUCUUGUGACUUGCAGUUUCUCUAUGUGUUAUUUGCAUUUUCGGUUCGUGAAGUCACGAUGAACUGUUUACUCCUGACUAAAUGGGAGUUGAUACCUGAUAAUGUUCUAGUCAGGCUGCUUAUUUUUGCAAGCUUGCCCUGACAGUCUAAUUUGAACACAUCAGAUGAUGACUAAGUUGUUCGCAGGUAUAAUGGUUUAGGAUUCACAUUAGUUUCAUCGUUCAUUGUAUCAUACUUGGAGUCAUUGUUUUCUUCUUGCACAGGGUCCUUGUUUCCUUACGGGCAUGGUGCUGGGUACCGGGUAUUAAAACGGGAAAGCCUUUUAGACGCUUUUUUGUUUUUGUUUGUUUUAAUUACUCUUUGCUCUACGUUUAAAGGUUGUGUACUUUCUACUACAGAAGCUUCAUCAGCGGGCACCCAACUUUUGAGAGAUGUCAAAUCGCUCAUUUUUGUUAAAAAGAGGUUUGUAAUUCUGCACCAUGUGAAUAUUUUGGUCAAAAUAUGUACAUUUGACUAGUGGAGUUUUUACAUCUGUUAAUUACAACUCUUCGUUUGUUUUAAAAACCAGCUCUAUCGAAACUGCGUGUUAUUUGAAAGAUAUCGUUACACGAAAUGAUCUGCCCAGUACUUACAGAAAUGCAUAUAUAUUUUACAUUUUUUCAGCCUUAUUACUAAUUGCAUUCUAUUUACCCGAACGAAAUAAUAAUGAUAUAUAUAAAAAAUGAUACAAAAUCGACUAGUAUUUUUAUUGGGUUAUUAUUUAACAUAUGUAGUUAUGAAGAUGGGAAUGAAUCUGAUUAAUUAGUAUAUCUUGUUCCUCUAGUUAGA
Messenger RNA from Liolophura sinensis, 2350 nucleotides. Its product is annotated as dual specificity protein phosphatase 3-like. Gene Ontology annotation, cellular component: cytoplasm. The transcript is spliced from 3 exons. Lineage: Eukaryota; Metazoa; Mollusca; Polyplacophora; Chitonida; Chitonidae. The record is from RefSeq and is a predicted model, not a curated record. Gene Ontology annotation, molecular function: protein tyrosine/serine/threonine phosphatase activity; MAP kinase phosphatase activity. The coding region runs from base 1 to 633 and encodes 210 amino acids. Gene Ontology annotation, biological process: protein dephosphorylation; negative regulation of MAPK cascade.